AAAAAAGAACAAAAAUAAACACGUCAGCUGUCAAAAUUUGUUGUGUCAUGUCGUUGUAAUAUUUUUGUAGAAAACCAAACACUGUGAAUUUGUCUCAAAUAGAAUAAAUAACGCCCAUAGUUUAUAACUGAACUAGAAAACUACCGCGAGGUUCAACCACCAUGCAUUGGUACGGGGGCAGCAUCGCGGAAGCGGUGACAUUAUCGAAGCAAAGAAAUGCAAUUUUCGUCGUUUUUGUCGAAGGUGACAACGACCUCUCAGCGGAGAUGGCAGCCACGAUAGACGACAGCGUGGUCCUGGCCCGGCUGUCGGACCCCGCCAACUUCUUAGCGGUCAAGCUCAAGAGCGGAUCCGCUAACUAUACGCAUUUCGCGCAGAUCUACCAAUUCGUGCCAGUUCCUUCUCUAUUCUUCAUAGGCAGGAACGGCACGCCGCUGGAGGUGGUGUGCGCGGGCGUGCAGCCCAGCAACCUGGCCACCAGGAUAGACAGGAUCCUGGAAGAGCAUUUCAAAGACAAACAGGCAUCCCCAGCAACCGUCCCCGCGCCUUCAACAUCAUCUUCCAACAUCCUCGAGGACUCUUCAAUGGAGGACCUGUCCUCCGACAGGGAGCCAGGGUUCCCCCCAGUCAGGGAACUAACUGCCCCCAAUAUUAGGGAGCAAACUGUCAGCUUUGUGCAGACUGAAAGUGCUGCUUUGGCUCGGCAGGCGGAGAAACCGAAGGAGUCUGAUUCAGGCUCACCUCGUGCGAAAAUCCAGAAGAUAGAAUCAGAACCAAGGCCUAAAACUCCAGAACAUGAGAUAGUGUGUGAUGGUGACGUGUGUGUGCGGCGGCCCAGGAACAAGCCCGACGAGCCGGGGCCCAGCCAGGCCCCCACGCCCAGCCUGCCCCAUGCACCCGUUGAUGAUAAGCAGGAGAUCCCCAGCUCAGAGAGUGGGGGCAGCAUUGAGGAGAAGAUGGAGAGAGCCAAGGAGCUCAUCGAAGCCAGGAGGCGGGAGAAGGCUGAUAAGGAGAAAGAGUUGGAGAAAGAGAAAGAGAUGGAACGUCGCGCGGCCGGCAAGGGCGUCGCGGAACUCAAGAGGUGGCAAGCCGACCAGGAACUUAAGCAAAUACAGGAAGAGCGUCGCCGCGAAAAGAUGGAAAACAACCUAGCCCGUCAACGUAUUUUAGAACAAAUUGCCCAGGACCGCCUCGAGAGAAGAGCACGAGACGUGACGCCCACACAGGCACAGCCUUCCCUUCAAGCUACACCUAGUGAGUAUAGUAGCACCUCCUUCCCGCAGCUGGGUAAGAAGAUGGAGAACAACUUAGAACAAAUUGCCCAGGACCGCCUCGAGAGAAGAGCACGAGACGUGACGCCCACACAGGCACAGCCUUCCCUUCAAGCUACACCUACUGCCGGCGACGGCGGUUCUCGAGCUCGCAUACAGUUCAAGUUACCCGACGGAACCUCGCAUACAGCACACUUCGACGCCGACGGCACUCUCGCCGAGGUGCAGAGAUAUGUGGCGGACAAUCUGUCGUUAUCAACAUCAUCGUUCGCGCUAUGGACGGCGUUUCCUCGUCGCGAGCUGACGGAGGCGGAGUCCAGCCUGCGCGGGCUGCAGCUGGCGCCCUCCGCCGCCCUGCUCGUGCUGCCGCGGCGCAUGACGCCCGUCGUCGCCAGGCCGACACCCGUGUCUAAUCUUAUCACAUUCUUCACGCAACUCUUCACAACCAUGAUCCUAGAGCCAUCACAGCAACUAUUCAUCUGGCUCCGCACCCGCCUAUUCCCUCCCCCCGCUCCCCGCGCCGUCAGCCCCCAGUCCGGGGCUCCGUCAGCUCCGUCCGCCCCCGGAGCCCGGCGCCGCGGGAACAUACACCGCCUGCCCAGCGAUCGAGCCCCCGACGACGACAAUAAUACAUGGAACGGUAACUCUACACAACAAAUGUAAUGUUGCCAUGUUUAAAAUGUUCUUUUGGGGUUACCUGUGAAGGUACUGAGGAAUUUGAGGUUGGUUGUGUUUGGGAUUUCAUGUGUCGGAUGGUUAAUCGAUUUGAUUGUUCAAUCGAAUGAUCGGAUGAUUAAUCGAUUUUAUUGUUGAAUCGAAUAUUCGGAUGAUUAAUCGAUUUGAUUGUUGAAUCGAAUAUUCGGAUGAUUAAUCGAUUUGAUUGUGCAAUCGAAUGGUUAGUAGAUAAUGCUGGCGAAUUUUAUCGAUGUUUUAAUCUAAAAUCUUCAUAUAAAUUCAUAUAUUUUAGGAUGCAUCUUUAUUUAAAGAUCAUAAAAAACUGCAUCCAUCUGUUACUUAUGUAUUCUGUAAUCCACGCCGGUAAUAAAUUGUAUUAAAAUUUUACCAAAGCAACAUGAUAUUUCAAACAUAUUCAUCCUCAAAUGUAUUCAGUAACUUUGCAAGUACCCUUUAGGCGAUAGUUCGCACUGCGUCAUAUAAUUUCAAAAUUAAUUCUUAUGAUUAUGGCGUAAUUAUUACGAACUUUACGUCAUUUGGGGUGGUAAAAAUCACCCAUAUUUAUAAUUGUACCAUUCCUUCUAAUUUGCCAUUUUGUGGCAACACUGUAAAUAUGUCCUAGUGCGGGCGACACUGACUCAUUGAUUAGUGUUCCCAUCUAUGUUCUUAGCACUACAUAUUUUGUGUGAGAUUGACUGCACACUUACGACAAAAUCGCGAUUUAAAAUCGUUAAUAACUCGCGUAGAUAUUUCUUAAAAGUCCGACAAGUUAAAACAUUAAUGUCUUAGGUUUAGACAAGUGGCAUUUUGAAAAAUAUUUAAAAAUAAUAGAAUUAUAAAUGAAUGGAACUGACAUUAUCUACAUAAAUAUCAUAUAACCUAUUUCAGCUAUGAAAUGGUUUCGUCUCUUUCUGUGAAACUUACAAUAACUUUUGACAGAAAAGGACAAAGCACAGUAUAGUAGCUUGUAUAGGAAUAAGUAGCUAAUGUCAGCUCUAUACAUUUAUAAUUCUAUAAUCUAGCAUUUGUUUUGAAAGCUUGUCUAAACCUUUCUAAUUCUAUGUACAGUCUUAAGGCCAUUCCCAAUAAUUUAUCUAUCUAUCAAUUAUUUUGCUUACAAAAGACAGAAAUUCGACAUUACGUGUAUGGAGCUAAUUUCAAAAUUCUAUCUCUGAUAAGCGAAUUAAUAGAUAAAAUAUAGGGACUGGCUAUUAUACGAAUUUCGAAAUCAAUAAAAUCUUUCACGUAACUUAUAUAAUAUUUUUAGCAUUCAUUUUAACUAUCUAAGGGUUGUAAGAAUACAUUUUCAUGGUUUUAAAUGGUGCUAUACGAGUAUUUGAAAGGAAUAAAAAAUGGGGAAAAAAUGGAUGCUAAAACUAUAAUAUCCGGUCAAAUUCGCCAUAUUUUUGAAUGAUAUUAUGCAAGUAUACCUACUUAUUAAAAAUAAAUAAUACCUUAAUAAAUGAAUUGAAUUGCAUUACGGUUUAAAGUUCUUAGCAGAAACUCUGCAGACUUACUAAAAUCUCUGCAGGCUGACUACAACUCUGCAGUGUUACUUAAAAGUGAUUUAAUUAAUUUGCAUAGCAACACACAAGUGUUUAGAUUGUGCUUCUUAAGAUUUUGACUGCAAUUAUUUUUCUAGUUAAUACGAUAAAUAUUCGUGUCACAGUUUCUCUUAUAAUAUCUUAAAAUUGUGCAGUUGUUCAAUGCUAUGAUUAAAAUUCCAACUGACGUUCUAUUGACAUUGACAGCUGUCAAUUUGAAGCAUGUGUCAAUAUCAUUGAUCUGUCAUUGUAUUGAACAACUGUCAAUAAUUAGAAAAACUGUGGUUUUUCAUCGUGUACGUUAUCUCUGCAUCAUAUCACAUAAGAUCAUAAUAAUAUUACUCUCAAAAUAAACUUAAUUUAAAACAUAAAAUACCAGUGAAUGGAGUUUAAUUAAUAUUACCUACCGUAGAAUAAAAUUGUUGACAAUUAAAUGAAAUAUACUAUCAUUUCUUGUCUUUAAUAUUACUAUCAAAACUAAAUGUAUAAAUAUUUUCUAUGUAUAUAUUGACCAAUGUUUGAAAUGAAAUUAAAAAUUUACACAAUUUUCGGAGGUCCCAAAAAAAAAUUAAAAAACUGUUGGAAAACUAAAAUUUUCCUUCAUUUUGUUUUCAGCUACGAAAAACGGGAUAAUUCUUUUAUUAUUUAUGUUACUAAUUAUGUUUCGGAGUGAAUAAAUUAAUGGAAAGUAUAGACAAAUUCAGUGUGACAUACGACCUUUUUGAAUCGAUUGACAUUUACGCGCCAAUAAAUCCAAAAUGGCGUCGGCAUUUUCAAAUUUCGAAUGCUAUAUUUGUCUAUGUCACAUUGAAUGUGUCAAUACUAAAAAUAAAUAGGUUUUCUAGAUUAGUUAUGAACUAUUAUCAAAUUUUCGUUGUAAUUUAUAUUUCAAAUAAAUAUUUGUUGAAUACCCACA
This is a messenger RNA of Helicoverpa armigera (cotton bollworm), 4406 nucleotides long. RefSeq names its product UBX domain-containing protein 4. The transcript has 11 exons. The record is from RefSeq and is a predicted model, not a curated record. NCBI's taxonomy places the organism in Eukaryota, Metazoa, Arthropoda, Insecta, Lepidoptera, Noctuidae. The coding region runs from base 162 to 1934 and encodes 590 amino acids. Gene Ontology annotation, cellular component: endoplasmic reticulum. Gene Ontology annotation, molecular function: protein binding.